AUGGUGGUCCAUGGUCAAAUCAAAGAUGACGAUAUAGCAAGCGAUAAUGAAAUAGAGGUAUCUGAUACAGUAUUUGUAAGUACUGCAAACCCAGACAGCUUGAAAUUAAACUUGCAAACUUUUUAUGCAAGUAAACAUCCUUGGUCGUCUGGUGAGUAUUUAAUUAAAAAAUUAAUCGAUGAAUGCAACUCCCUUAGAGCUGACAUUGAAAUGACAGAAGUCAAAAUAGCUGAGUGUAUCAAGAGGGAAGCCGAUGCCAAACCUCCUUCUAAGCAAACGAGAUGCCCACUGAGUCCCAGGACUAAAUUUGUUGAGAAACCAAAAGUCUUGAAAGAUGGCAACCCCGAUUUGAUUAAUGUUGUUUACUCGGGUCCUACUGAGAGAAGGAAAAGAGCCCCAAAGUAA
Molecule: messenger RNA, 405 nt
Organism: Hemisphaericaspora subhashii
Lineage: Eukaryota; Fungi; Ascomycota; Pichiomycetes; Serinales; Debaryomycetaceae
Exons: 1
Coding region: 1-405 (134 amino acids)
Source: RefSeq, a predicted model, not a curated record